AGUGUAGUGCUCCAGUUCAGAGAAGGAAACAUUCCAAGAAUAGGAAGAAUGUCAGCCACCACACCACGGAUGAAAGAGUUGAUGAAGAAAAAGAACGAGUUAGAAUCCAGCAUUAAGGAACUGCACGAGUUACUUGACUCGCAAAAAGGUGUUGGAACAGAUGGGAUUCUGGUUGACAAUGAGGACUUCCCGCGAGCGGACAUAGACGUGUAUUCUGUCAGACAUGCUCGUCGUCAGCUGGCAUGUUUUCAGAAUGACCACAAGGACGUGAUGUUGGAGAUCGAGAACGAGCUGUAUCGUAUCCACGCGGCGGCCAGACAGCAGCGCGGUGGUGAGGAGUCCAUGGACACGCAGCCCCCUCCCAGCGGUGGUUCAAAACAACGCCUUCCCUUCGCAGUCAUUGACAGAGUGGAACCAGGCUCUCCAGCACAGCAGAGUGGUCUGGAUGUUGGUGAUGAAGUUGUAUUAUUUGGUUCUAUUUCUGCUGAAAACUUUGACAGUCUACAGACGAUUGGUGCUCUGGUACAGCAUAGCAAAGGAAAUUCAAUAAGUCUAACAGUCUUGCGGAAAGGUCAAGAGGUGCGACUGAGUCUUACUCCUCAGACGUGGAGUGGGAGAGGUUUAUUAGGAUGUAACAUUGUUCCAGUCAAAAGAUAAAAAAUCAUUCAACUGCAGAUACGUGGUGAUGGAGUUCAUUUUCAGUUAUCCACAAAAGAUAUAAUCAGGGACGAAUCCCCCCCUCUACCAGUCCACCCAGAGGGGACUGAAGGUUUCAUGUCCGUCUCACAUAUAGCUUUCUGGACUUGUUUUCCCAAUGCUUCAAGAUACUGAGCUGAAAUUUUGUAUAUAGCUUUAUCAUGUUCAGUUACAGAUCAAGUUUGACUUUCAUGGAAAUUUGAGAGCGACGUAGCCCACUGGUAAAGCGCUUGCUUGAUGUU
This is a messenger RNA of Gigantopelta aegis, 938 nucleotides long. RefSeq names its product 26S proteasome non-ATPase regulatory subunit 9-like. The coding region runs from base 49 to 657 and encodes 202 amino acids. The transcript has 6 exons. Gene Ontology annotation, biological process: proteasome regulatory particle assembly. The record is from RefSeq and is a predicted model, not a curated record. Lineage: Eukaryota; Metazoa; Mollusca; Gastropoda; Neomphalida; Peltospiridae. Gene Ontology annotation, cellular component: nucleus; cytoplasm. Gene Ontology annotation, molecular function: protein binding.